AUGCAAAGCUCUUUUUAAUAGAAGGACCUAACUGACAUAUUUGAUUCAGUAAAAGAUGUAGAUAUAAAAAUCUUUGGUGUCAUACUAGAAAUAUUAAGAAAGGAGAAAGGUAAAGAUUGCAUUGGAUUUUUAUCAGAUAUUGGGAAUCAGAAACAAUUAGAAUUAUAAAUUUUAGAAUAAGUAAGGAAUAUCACCCAAGCUGAUACUGAAUAAAAAUUGUCUCUUGUAAGAGAAGACAUGAAAUAAAUGACAGAGGUCUUAAAAAAAUUAAAAGAUCAUGAUUUCAACAACUAAGACUUUUCCUCAGAAGAAAAUGAAGAUUUUACAUUAAUUCUAAUCAACUUCAUUUAGGAUAAUAGAAGGAUCAUAGAAUUUCUCUAAUUUUUAGUUCACCUCACAUCCAUUGAUGAAACUUUUAUAUAAUGUGGGUCUAAUGCAUUUCAUCUAUUAGUUUAGGUUUAGGUGGACCUUAAAAACAAAAAUUAUGAAAAUAUAAAGAUCUAAAAUACAUCCCUUGUAGGAGCUAAUUUUGUUAGGUGUAAUUUAAGUGGAUCCUAAUUUAAUAAUGUCAACAUAAGUGGAAUAAAUUUGAAUGGAGCAUUAUUAUUGUAUUGUAAAUGGAACAACUUAAGAAUCCAUGAAUUAAAUACAUAAAAUGGUCAUAAUGGUAGUGUGUGGUCAGUCUGUUUCUCUUCUGAUGGAAAUACAUUAGCUUCUGGUAGUAGUGAUACCUCUAUCCGUCUAUGGGAUGUCAAAACAGGAUAAUAAAAAGCCAAAUUAGAUGGUCAUACNAUCUCUACUAUCAGAAGCUACUAUAUUUCUAUUAUAAGACUAACAUUGCCCUAUUCUAAUGACCAACUCACUUAUUUUCCAUAACUUUAUUUUAAACAUCCUCGAAGAACUUGGUCGGUCAUUAGAGACUACCUAUAAGCUUAAAACCCUUAUAGAUGUCCUCUAAAGAUCCUCUAAGACAUCAAGAUCAGUCUAAUUGCUAAUUAUGAACUUUAAAAUUCAAAGCUCGUAAAAUAGGUCUAACUUUAUCACUCUUCCUAUUCUUAUUCAAUAAUGCUAAUUAGAUCUUGUUAAAUGAAAACUCUCUACUCAUUAUUUCACUUAUCUUAGUAGUGA
Messenger RNA from Paramecium primaurelia, 1128 nucleotides. The record is from the annotation of a GenBank genome assembly. NCBI's taxonomy places the organism in Eukaryota, Ciliophora, Oligohymenophorea, Peniculida, Parameciidae.